CAAACGCUCCCGCCCAUGACGGGAUGGGAAAAGUAUGCCUGGGGCGGGCGCUGGCCGAGCUGCUGCGGCAGGAGGCGGGGACGCGGAGCAGCGCCGAUAGCUUCGUGGCUCCGGAAGCCCCUGGACGUGGCCGAGACUGCUAGGGUGACCACCAUGAUCCCUUGGGUAUUCUUGGCCUGUGCCCUCCCUUGUGCAGCUGACCCGCUGCUUGGUGCCUUCGCCCGCAGGGACUUCCAAAAGGGCUCCCCUCAACUUGUCUGCAGCCUGCCUGGCCCCCAAGGCCCGCCUGGCCCCCCGGGAGCCCCAGGGCCCUCAGGAAUGGUGGGAAGAAUGGGCUUUCCUGGAAAAGAUGGCCAGGAUGGCCAGGAUGGGGACCGGGGGGACAGCGGAGAGGAAGGUCCACCUGGCCGGACAGGUAACCGGGGAAAGCCAGGACCAAAGGGCAAAGCCGGGGCCAUUGGGCGGGCCGGUCCUCGCGGCCCCAAGGGGGUCAGUGGUGCCCCGGGGAAGCACGGCACACCAGGAAAGAAGGGGCCUAAGGGCAGGAAGGGGGAGCCGGGCCUCCCAGGCCCCUGCAGCUGCGGCAGUGGCCACGCCAAGUCUGCCUUCUCAGUGGCAGUGACCAAGAGCUACCCAAGGGAGAGGCUGCCCAUCAAGUUUGACAAGAUCCUGAUGAACGAGGGCGGCCACUACAACGCAUCCAGUGGCAAGUUCGUCUGUGGCGUGCCGGGGAUCUACUACUUCACCUACGAUAUCACCCUGGCCAACAAGCACCUGGCCAUCGGCCUGGUGCACAAUGGCCAGUACCGCAUCCGGACCUUCGAUGCCAACACGGGCAACCAUGAUGUGGCCUCAGGCUCCACCAUCCUGGCUCUGAAGCAGGGUGAUGAGGUCUGGCUGCAGAUCUUCUACUCAGAGCAGAAUGGGCUUUUCUACGACCCUUACUGGACCGAUAGCCUCUUCACAGGCUUCCUCAUCUAUGCCGACCAGGACAACCCCAAUGAGGUAUAG
Molecule: messenger RNA, 1011 nt
Organism: Puma concolor (puma)
Lineage: Eukaryota; Metazoa; Chordata; Mammalia; Carnivora; Felidae
Gene: C1QTNF2
Product: C1q and TNF related 2
Molecular function (GO): protein binding
Source: RefSeq, a predicted model, not a curated record